CCGGCAAUGCUCUUAGGUCUGUUGAAGUAUCGCUUCUUUCUACUUCUGCUCUGCCCGUUGUGGACGACUUGUCGUAAGUGCCGCUCUGCUUCCUGUUUGGUUUCAAGAGAGGCUUUUCCGUGUCCAGAAGGCUCGUACAGAGACAUCAAAUCGUCUCAAUGCAGAGAGUGCUCGAGAUGUCUAGGUCUGAACAAUUUUUGCUACACGAGAAUCUGCAAUGGAACGGUUGACGCCAAGUGUGAUUGCUGCCCUGGCUAUUACUCGACUCUUGUUUCCAGAGAGAAUGACAUGUGUGUACAGAUGAAAUCAGGACAGAGAUAUCCGAAAUAUCAUCGAGAUGGAGUUUGUGUUGAUGUCACAGAAUGCGAUCCGGAUCCUAGGAAGCCUGCUGCGACGACUCUGACACCAUCGACUCUAACACCAUCGACGCAUCCACAUUCACAGUCACAUUUGAGUUCGAUGACGUCAGAGUCGUCUAGUUUGAGCUCAACACCAUGGAAUCCUACGACUGCUUCUACACGAUCGAAAAAGAGUUUGUAUACUGAAUCUUUAAACGUUAAGAGCAGUCGAGGAGUUGCAACACAGUCUUUCUUGUCUGCGAAAGUCAUCACAGACUUGGAAUCAACAGUCUUUUCUAGGGUAGCAAAUAGUGAACAAACUGCUUCGGCCAGUCCUUCUGAAGGCAUCCAACAGAAAGCAACUACUCUGCCUAACAGUGCAACUCGAGGCUCUACUGUUGAGUCUGCAGACAGUAAUGCUAACCAAAGUGCAAAGAAAGACAAUGGUACACUACUGUAUGUCGGCUGUGGUGCAGUGGGAUUUGCUGUCAUCUUUGUUAUCGUCGUCGUCACGAUUAUAGUGAUUAUCAGAAUAAGAAAUCGCCGGCAUCCUAGACUCGAUACUCAACCCAUAUGUGGAGACGGUGAAAGCGAAGUUCAAAUUGAUGGUCAAACAUCUGAAGGUAAAGAGAAUGAUGUGAGUGCUGGAGGCCAUGCACACAUUGAAGAUCGCUCCAACGUUCUUGGUCAUCAUAAUAACACAUCUGACCCAGUAGAGCUCGGAGGGAUGUCAGCGAGCAGUUUCCCACCACAGGAUGUUGAAACUAGUUCACCAGGAAAUUUACCUCCAACUACUUCAGAUGCAGCAGGUGUCAUUCAAUAUGUGCAACAUUUGCCGGCAAUAGUAAAAAAGAAGAUUGGUGUAGCGAUCAGCAUCAGUCAACAGAAUGGUUGCUACUUUUCUAUUCUUGGAGAAAUGUUAGGCCUAACGAAAGAAGACAUUGGGGAACUUACCGUGUACGUUCAAAACAAAGGUCCAGUAGGUGAGCCGUUCUUUCGUUUUCUUGCAAGUCGUAAUCCUGAGCUGACGGUUGACAACUUUUGUCAAAUCGUGGAAAAUCUGGGGCGUCUUGAUUUGUCUCAAGACAUAGGAGUAUGGAUAAGAGAUUACAGAAAUCUAGCCAUUGUAGGCUGUUCACAUGAUCCUGGCGGCAUCGUUCAGUCCUCAACGAAUUGAGAACAAGAAAAGUGGCUGGUAUUGAUUAUAGUUUAGUUAACAUUUUAUAUGUGAGUCUAGACUCGGGUGGAAGCAAAAUGCUGGGUCCCUCGCAAUAGUAGUGCUGUUUAGUUAAUUAAUGCUUUUUGCAUGCUUUGUAUUGACUGUUUAUGAGACAAUGCAUGCUGGUUUUCAGCAGUAGUUGUAAUUUAAGGAUUUCAUAUUAUACUGUUUAUUGCAAUAU
Molecule: messenger RNA, 1738 nt
Organism: Corticium candelabrum
Lineage: Eukaryota; Metazoa; Porifera; Homoscleromorpha; Homosclerophorida; Plakinidae
Exons: 5
Coding region: 7-1515 (502 amino acids)
Molecular function (GO): protein binding
Source: RefSeq, a predicted model, not a curated record